Messenger RNA from Acanthosepion pharaonis, 474 nucleotides. Lineage: Eukaryota; Metazoa; Mollusca; Cephalopoda; Sepiida; Sepiidae. The record is from the annotation of a GenBank genome assembly.
AUGAUUACGCUUGAUAUCACAACCCUCUUCACUCUUGCUCUCACUCUCUGUAACCCCUCCCUCUUUACUCUUGCUCUCACUCUCUGUAACCCCUCCCUCUUUACUUUUGCUCUCACUCUCUGUAACCCUUCCCUUACUCUUGCUCUCAGUCUCUGUAACCCUUCCUCUUUACUCUUGCUCUCCUCUCUUCAACCCUUCCUCUUCCUCUUGCUCUCCUCUCUUCUCUGUAACCCUUCCCUUUUUACUUUGCUCUCACUCUCUGUAACCCUUCCCUCUUUACUCUUGCUCUCACUCUCUGUACCCUCCUCUUUACUCUUGCUCUUACUCUCUGUAACCCUCCUCUUUACUCUUGCUCUCCUCUCUGUAACCCCUCCCCUCUUUUACUUUGCUCUCACUCUCUGUAACCCCUCCCUCUUUACUUUUGCUCUCCUCUCUGUAACCAUUCCCUCUUUCUUUUGCUCUCACUCUCUGUAA